GAGAAAAAAAGGGGGAUGGACGAAGGGGAGGGAGGGUACGGGGAGGGCGGGGAUCAGCUGGAUCAGUUCCACCGCAACGAGGCGAUCUCUGCGGUCGCCGAUGAGGGGUUCUUGGUCGAGGAGGACGACGAUUACGAGGACCUGUACAACGAUGUGAAUGUCGGGGAGAAUUUCCUCCAGACCAUGCGGAAGAACGAGGAUUUAGGGUUUAGAAACGACGUCGUGGAGGAGAAGAAGAAGGUCGAGCCUCCGAUGGUCGCGCCCGAGCCUGUUCAGGCCGUUUCGAUACCUGGUGUCGGGGGUGGUGAGAGUGGGGGCGUUGGUGGCGUCGUCGAUGGGGGAGGGAUUCUAGGGUUUCGGGGUAUCAGAACCAGGGUUUUAGAGGGAAUGAUGAAGGGACCGAGUGGAUCGGGGCUGGUGGUGGCACAACAGCGGAGCGGAGGGCUUCGUGUUGAAUUAGGGCCGGGGUCUAGUAAGGUUAACGAAAUGGAGGUACAGAGUGGGAGUAGAAGUGACGUAGGGCCUCAAGGGAUUGGACAGCAGGCGCAUGCUGGUGGUCUAGGUAAUGUUGCAAACGUUGGUAGCAUUCCUAGUAUCGGAAAUGAGGUUUUAGCUAGGCAAAGUGCGGGAGCAGCUGUGAAAGGCGUUGGUGGAAAUGGGAUGGUGAAUCCGGGUGUCAAUAACGUAUCUGCUGGUGCCGUCGCUGGUGCUGGUGCUGUUGCUGGUGCUAGUGCUAGUGUUGUGACUAAUUCGGGUGGAGGUGCAGGAGGAGGAGGUGGAGGAACAAUACUGUUUGUGGGGGAUUUGCAUUGGUGGACGACAGAUGCUGAGCUGGAGGGAGAGCUGUGCAAAUAUGGGCCGGUGAAGGAGGUCAAAUUUUUCGACGAGAAAGCAAGUGGAAAGUCCAAAGGGUAUUGCCAGGUUGAGUUUUAUGACCCAACUGCUGCGACAGCCUGUAAGGAAGGGAUGAAUGGACAUAUUUUCAAUGGUAGACCAUGUGUAGUUGCUUUUGCAUCGCCUUAUAGUGUUAAGAGAAUGGGAGAAGCUCAAGUGAAUAGGAAUCAACAAAUGGCUCAGGCUUCACUUUCUCAGACCAGACGAGGGCCUAAUGAACCUACAGCGAAGACUGGAGGAAAUAAUAUUACCACUGGUGGCAACUACCAAGGUGGUGAUAAUAACAGAGGGUUUGGGAGAGGAAACUGGGGCAGGGGCAAUUCAGGUAUGGGAAAUAGGGGUCCUGUUGGUCCAAUGAGAAACAGGGGUGCUGGAGUCGGUGGGAGAGGCAUCAUGGGUAAUGGGGGCAAUGGUUUUGGCCAGGGUAUUGGCGGUACCCCGCCAUUAUUACACCCUCAGUCGAUGAUGGGUCAGGGUUUUGAUCCAGCUUUCGGUGGACCGAUGGGUAGGAUGGGGAGCUAUGGUGGCUUCCCUGGUGCUCCUACUCCUCCAUUUUCUGGUAUAAUGCCUUCGUUCCCUGGUGGACCUAUGGGAGGUGUUGGCUUACCUGGUGUAGCUCCUCAUGUGAAUCCUGCAUUCUUUGGGAGAGGGAUGCCGAUGAAUGCAAUGGGGAUGAUGCCCACAUCUGGUGUUGAGGGACCCAACAUGGGCAUGUGGUCUGAUCCUAAUAUGGGUGGAUGGGGCGGUGAGGAUCAUGGUGGGGGUCGAGCAGCUGAGUCCAGUUAUGGGGAAGAAGCUGCUUCUGAUCAUCAGUAUGGUGAGGUGACUCAUGAGAGAGGGGGUUGGCCACCCAACAAGGAAAAGGAUAGGAGUUUCGAGAGGGACUGGUCAGGUUCUUCUGACAGAAGGUACCGUGAUGAUAGAGAACCGGGCUAUGACAGAGAAAUGCCUAGAGAGAAGGAUGGGGGUCAUGAUCACGAGUGGUCAGAGAGGAGGCACCGGGAGGAUAGAGAUAUAAGUAGGGAACGCGACAGAGAACGUGAUAGGGACAGGGAACGGUCCCGUGAACGUGAAAGAGAUAGGGAAAGGGACCGGGAAAGGGACAGGGACCGAGAACGGGAUCGAUACAGGGAGGACAGAGACAGAUACGCAGAUCAUCAUAGGUACAGGGACCGCGAGGCAGAGCAUGAUGACGAGUAUGAAAGAGGACGGUCCUCAAGAACUCAUAGCAAGUCAAGAGUAUUGCAAGAGGAGGACCAUCGCUCAAAAUCAAGGGAUGCUGAUUAUGGAAAGAGGCGUCGCCUUACCUCUGAAUAAUUUCUUUGAUCUUGUUCCCAUUGAGAAUGGGAAGAAACAAAACAGAGAGAUGCAUGCCUAUCCAGUUCGUCUUCUGAAGCUUUUGUGGGUUCUUCAUCUAUUGGACAGUGGUCUUGUAAAUGGGGCAUUAAAGAUCUUGAUGGCCUCUUCUUGUGUGGGGCAUGGUUUUUUCCGGCCUUAAACAAACUAAAGAAGGGUCAAUACCAAGACUUGAAGCUCUGCGGCAGUACUAUGGACUACUUGGAGAUGGUGAAGACCUUUAUGACUAUCGUAUAUGAGAGGGAUAAUGCAUGGCGUUUUCCCAUGGAUGUUAGGAGUGGAACUUCCAUUUUAAGUUUGAAAGACCUUUGAAUUUAUGUUUUUGACUUGAUUAGCUUGAGCAACCAACUUUGUGGAUAAUAUUAUGGCUUGACAUUGCUUAAGUCAUAGAUGUUGUAGAUUAUCGUAGAACUAUCAUUUGAAUCGUGAUGUAAUAGGAUUUAGUUGAGGAUGUUUCGCUCAUGUUCCGUCCUUGAUUGGCUAUUCUUCUGUAUCAUUUUUUACAGCCUCUUUUUCCCCGACUGUAUCACCAUUGUUGACCACACGAUGUGUUUUUUGUAGAAUGUAGAAAACCUAACUAUACGGUAGUUGAUUGGCCCAUGUGAAUUGUACAUGUCUUAUAACCUUGUAAAUAUCUAUUUCUAGUCAAUCCCAUAUCUCAUCUUUUGCAACA
This is a messenger RNA of Eucalyptus grandis, 2923 nucleotides long. RefSeq lists its product as uncharacterized. The record is from RefSeq and is a predicted model, not a curated record. Gene Ontology annotation, molecular function: mRNA binding. Gene Ontology annotation, biological process: mRNA alternative polyadenylation. NCBI's taxonomy places the organism in Eukaryota, Viridiplantae, Streptophyta, Magnoliopsida, Myrtales, Myrtaceae. Gene Ontology annotation, cellular component: mRNA cleavage and polyadenylation specificity factor complex.